UAUAGUCAGAAUUUGGUAAAUCACUAUUAUUGAUAAAUUUCCUUAAAAAGUGAUAGGAAUUCCCAGAUAACACACGUAAAUGGUUUUUAAUUUGUUUUGAAUUAACUGCUUCGCGCACCAGUCCUACAGAAGUCGUCUAGCGAGAUUCUUCUUCAGAAGUACGGUUAGACAAGCAAAAAACUUGUUAUACACAUUGCCUUUUGGCUUACUUCCAAAGACACAUUUCGAAGAAUCGAGAGUAUGAGUCCUUAAUAAGGAAUUUUUUGAAAAAAGUUGUAAGCUACUUUAACGAACCGACUAUGACAAGUGACGGUUUUGUAAAAUGCUUCCUUUGUUUUUAUUUCGUUUCAAGUGUUUUAGUUAUAAGUAAUGGAUAUACUAUAAGUGUAAAUGAAAAUUUUAAUAAUAGUUUAGUGAGGUCUCCAAGGGCAGUUAAAAAGUGUGAUGGAUUUGUAUGUGCCACAUCGGGAACAUGUAUUAAAGCUGAAGAUAGAUGUGAUGGUAAGGUAGACUGUCCAGAUGGUAGUGAUGAAUUUUCAGAUUGUAAAACGGCAGUACAAUGCCCUGGGUAUUUAUAUGUUUGUGAUUACGGUGCUUGUAUAGAUCCAGACAAACAAUGCAAUGGAGUCCAAGACUGCAGAGACAAUUCGGAUGAGAUCUAUUGUCCUGACGCGCCAUCUGUCAAUUGCAAACCAAAUGAAUUUGAAUGCAGUAAUGGCCAAUGCAUACACCGAGAUCUCAAAUGCAACGGUGUAGCUGACUGUGAUGAUAAAUCAGAUGAAACUAAAGAAACCUGCUCAGACAUGUUUUGCCCUGGUUUCACUUUUAAGUGUGAUUACGGCGCGUGUGUACCGGGCUACGCACCUUGUGAUGGUAAUAAUGAUUGUAUUGACGGUUCCGAUGAACGUAAUUGUGGAACCCCACCACAACAGAAUACAACUAAGAAGCCACCAGUAGUCAUUACCGAUAAACCACCUGUAGUAAUUACCGAUAAACCACCUGUAGUUAUUACCGAUAAACCACCUGUGACAGUUGCACCUGAAGGACCGGGUUGUAUAUUACCUCCUCAUCCAGAACAUGGACGAUGGAUGAUUGAAGUUAAGAAACGAGGCCGAGCAAACUCCCAAGCCAUGGAAACAGUAGACCUCCAACCAAACACCAAAGUAGGGCUGAACACAAUCUUAACAUUUAAGUGUGAUCCGGAGCAUGUCAUGUCUGGUUCACCAUUUAGCGCUUGUUUCGAUGAAGGUUGGACUACCCCACCACCAACUUGUGAAAGAUUAUGUCCACCUCUUUCCAGCACACAAACAACACAUGUUAUAUGUCAAAACGAAAAGAAGGGAGAAGUAAAAUGUGAAGAAGCUACCCAUGGCACUAGCGCCAAGUUCGAAUGCGCUCCAUAUUAUGAAUCAGCUGACAGAGGUUCUCCAUUGAGAUUUUGCUAUGAUGGAAGUUGGAAUUUACCACCACCACAAUGUAUACCAGUUUGUGGAGAGAAGCGUGUUACUGCAGAACCGCUUAUAGUAAAUGGACAAAACGUCGAAAAAGGUGAUUAUCCGUGGACGACAGCAGUAUUCCAAAAACAAGGAGGAGGGUUUAUGAAUGUUUGCGGAGGGUCUAUGUUGACACAAAGAGUUAUUAUAACAGCUGCGCAUUGUGUAACAGAUGCAACCGGAACAAAAAUUAGCAAAGAUAAUGUACGAAUUGGUGUUGGAAAAUACUAUAAGGAUUACAAUGACCCAAGAGAUACUUUAGCUCAGUAUUCUGAAAUUCAGGAGAUUAUCGUACAUUCCAGAUACAAAGGAGAAGCACAAAGAUAUGCUUCCGAUAUAGCAUUUUUGGUGACAAAGGUUAAAUUAAUGUUAUCAAAAGUAGUACAGCCAGUUUGCUACCAUAAUUUAAACGAUAACAAUAAUCGCUUAACUUCUAGAGAUGUAGGAGUGGUUACUGGAUGGGGUUAUACAGAAGCUGGUGGUAAACCGUCCGACACAUUAAAAGAAGUUAAAAUACCAUACAAAGACGAUGCCACUUGCGUCGCUGAAUUACCAACCGAAUGGAGUGACCAAUACUUUACCAAUGAUAAAUUUUGUGCUGGACAUUAUAAUAAAAGUAUAGCAGUAUGCAAAGGAGAUAGUGGAGGGGGGCUCUGUUUUCCUAAUCGAAGAGACGGAAGAUAUUAUAUCCAAGGUUUAGUUAGCGUAGGUCAUAGAGUAACGGAUGGCUGUGAUGUGCAAAUAAGUGCUCUAUUCACUAAAGUAGGUUUCCACUUAGAGCUUGUGGAACAAGUAACUGCCCAAUAUCAAUAAUGUAGCUUUUAUUUAGCAAAUAAAAUAUAUUUUUUUAAAAAUGUC
Messenger RNA from Diabrotica virgifera virgifera (western corn rootworm), 2351 nucleotides. Its product is annotated as modular serine protease. Bases 300 to 2306 code for a protein of 668 amino acids. NCBI's taxonomy places the organism in Eukaryota, Metazoa, Arthropoda, Insecta, Coleoptera, Chrysomelidae. Gene Ontology annotation, biological process: proteolysis. The record is from RefSeq and is a predicted model, not a curated record. Gene Ontology annotation, molecular function: serine-type endopeptidase activity; protein binding. The transcript is spliced from 12 exons.